AUGGAAGAAGUACUACUUCCCAUCCUCCUCCUAUUGGUAACCAUUAUCCUCCUCACCCUGAAGACGAUGAGGAAGAAGAAGUUGGAGGUGAACGGCGGUCCACUGCCGCCACUACCACCAGGCCCAAGGAAGCUCCCGAUAAUCGGGAACCUCCACCAGCUGGCCUUCACCUCCCUCCUCCCCCACCGCCGGCUCCGGGACCUGGCCCGACAGUACGGGCCACUGAUGCACCUCCAGCUAGGCGAGACCACGAACGUCGUGGUCUCGUCCGCGGAGCUGGCCAGAGAGCUCCUCAAAACCCACGACCUCAACUUCGCCUCCAGGCCCUCCCGCGUCUCCGCGGACAUCAUACUGUACGAAGCCAGAGACAUCGUGUUCGCCCCCUACGGCGAGUACUGGCGCCAGAUGCGCAAGAUCUGCACCCUGGAGCUCCUUAGCCCCAGGCGCGUGGGCUCGCUACGGGCCGUCAGAGAGGCGGAGGUCCGCGAGCUAAUCGGAUCCAUCGACCACUCCGCCGCUCAAUGGAGUCAGAAGAUGAAAUCAGAGCCCAACCCCUCCGCUCAGCCGGCACCGGCAGUGAACCUGACCCCACUGCUGAUGUCGCUGAGCAAUCGCGUCGUUUCGCGGGCCACGAUCGGGACGAAGCUCGGGAAGGAAGAGGAGUCUGAGUUCUUCCUUGUGAUGCAAGAAAUCAUGAAGGCAUUUGGAGGGUUCACCCUAAGUGACGUGUUCCCGUCCAGUCGGCUGUUGGGCCUGAUCGGCGGGACAGAGAGGCGGCUGAAGGAGCUCCACCGUGAAGUUGACGUCAUGCUCCAGCGCUUUAUUGAUGACCACGUGGCCAGAAGAUCGGCAGAAAAGGGCGAUGAUGAAGAAGAAGAAGCAGAAGAUCAAGAUCUGGUGGAUGUGCUGUUGAAUUACACUCGUGAACAUGUCGAGAUUAAAGCCGUCAUCUCGGACAUGUUCUUAGCUGGAACUGACACGACUGCCGUUCUCUUGGAGUGGGCAAUGGUAGAAUUGAUGAAAAAUCCCGACGAGAUGGAGAAAGCACAGAGAGAGGUCAGGCGCGUGUUUGACAAAAAAGGAAAAGUAGUAGACGAAGCAAGUCUUGAUGAACUAAACUAUCUAAACUCAAUCGUGAAAGAAACUUUAAGAUUGCACCUACCUGCUCCUCUAUUAGCCCCAAGAUCAACUCGAGAAACGGUUGUGAUUAACGGAUACCAAAUACCCGCUAAAACAACGGUGAUCAUCAAUGCAUGGGCCAUCUGUCGCAAUCCAGUAAACUGGGAGAAACCAGAUGAAUUUAUGCCAGAAAGAUUCCUCCUCGGCUCCAUCAAUUACAAGGGCAAUGAUUUCCAACUAAUCCCAUUCGGUGCAGGACGCAGAAUAUGCCCUGGCAUGCAGUUCGGGACUGCUAUUGUUCAUCUCGCACUCGCAAAUUUGCUUUAUCAUUUUGACUGGAAGCUUCCAAACCAAACUAAACCCCAAGACCUUGACAUGUCUGAAAUUUUCGGAGUAACCGUUGCAAAAAAAAGUGACUUGUAUCUCAUCCCCAUCCCGUACAAGGCACCCUAA
Molecule: messenger RNA, 1572 nt
Organism: Linum trigynum
Lineage: Eukaryota; Viridiplantae; Streptophyta; Magnoliopsida; Malpighiales; Linaceae
Source: the annotation of a GenBank genome assembly